CUCUCUCUCUCCUCUCACCUCUUUCGUUAUUUCGAAUUUUUUCUUUUUCAUUGGAAGCGAUAUCUGGAAGCUCUGGAUCUAGGGUUUCCCCAAAUCGAUUUUGGUAUUUUUUUUUUACUCAGUCGAGGGUUUUUCUAGGGUUUCGAUUUAGCUUUUUCCCCAAUUGCCGUUGAGGAAGACAAUCUCCUCGGUGAAUUUGAUUUUGAUUUUGACCUGAGGGAGAAGGAAGAAGCUUAGACCAAUUCGAUUCUCAGUUUUGUAAAUUGAUGGGUAAGGCGCGGAAACACUCUAGAGGGAGAUCAUCAGGCUUUGUUCCUGAUUACAUGCAAGCUGUUGAGACCAUUGAGCCUGAUGAAUUUGUUUACUCAGGGAGGAUUGAUUCUGUGAUGAAACAUUCUGAGGCCUCUCCUCCACUGAAAAGGAGACGUUUUGGUUUGAAUGGAGAUAGCAAUGGCGUUUCUAAAGAGGUUUUGUCGUUGUCAAAGAUGUCGAGGUCUGAGAGAAAGAAUUUAGUUCACAAGUUGAAGAUGGAGCUUCAACAGGUCAGGGACCUUAGUAAGAAGAUUGCAUCUUUCAGUUCAGAUGCUGUUCUGUUGUCGCCAUACAAUGAUAUUCAUAGCUGCAGUGAUGGGCCUAGGAGGCCGCCACCAGAAAACUUUGCUAAAUUUGUUGGGUCACAGGGCAAAAAGCGUCCUCCUGUGCGCAAUGAUAAGCACCGGACUAAGAAAGGUCCAUCUCGAUUAAAUGUACCAACAAUUUCUACUGUUGCUUCAGUGAUGAAGGAGUGUGAGACGUUACUCAAUCGUCUAUGGUCACAUAAGUUGGGGUGGGCAUUUCGUACUCCAGUUGAUCCAGUGAUGUUGAAUAUUCCAGACUAUUUUACUGUGAUUAAGCACCCAAUGGAUCUUGGAACGAUACGAAGCAGACUGCGUAAAGGCGAAUACUCUAGUCCUUUGGACUUCGCAGCAGAUGUGCGUCUUACAUUUUCAAAUUCUAUAGCUUACAAUCCACCUGGAAAUCAGUUCCAUACUAUGGCUCAAGGUAUCAGUAAAUAUUUUGAAACGGGAUGGAAAAGUAUAGAGAAAAAAAUACCUGUGACUAAACCACCAGUCAUUCCCCUAACCAGUUCUGCUUCUCUGGAGUCUGAAAUUCCUUUUGAAGUAGCACCAUUGAGAAACAAAUCAGCUGCAAUGAACGAGAGCAAGCUGAGGGUGGAACCUGCUAAGUUGGUUAUGACAGAUGAUGAGAAGAAAAAAUUAAGCCAGGAUCUGGUGGCGUUAGAAGAAGAGUUCCCACAAAACAUUAGUGAUCUCCUGAGAGAGCAAAGUGGCAGUGAUGGUCAAUCUGAAGAAGUUGAGAUUGAGAUAGAUAUAGAAACGCUUUCUGAUGAAACCUUGUUCAUGGUUCGGAAACUCCUGGAUGACUAUUUAAGGGAGAAAAAGAAAUCCCUGGAAAAGAGCGAACCUUGUGAGAUGGAGAUUGUUCAUGACUCUGGAUUUAGUAAUUCCCCUCUGCAGGCUAGUAAAGGUGAUCUGCAAAUUGACGAGGAUGUUGACAUAGUUGGUGGGAAUGACCCUUCGGUCUCAAGUUAUCCUCCUCUUAAGAUAGAAAAAGAUGCUGCAUGUAGAAAUAAUGAAAGCAGCAGUUCGAGUAGCUCUAGUAGUGAAUCAGGCUCUUCAUCUAGUGAUUCUGAUUCUUGUAGUUCCUCUGGGAGUGAAACAGAUUCCAUUAAAGCUUCAAAACCUACAAGUAGAGAGGAUAAAAAGGAACCAGGAAUUGGUAUAAACAAAAAGGAGGAUGAUAGCAACAGUGAGAAGAUAUUUGUAAAUGAUUCUUUAAAUGAAUUGGGUCAACUUGAGCAUGCUGUUGGGGAAACGUCGACCACCAUGGAUGCAGUAGUUGUCAUUCCAGAUGAGGAGACUGCUCCACCUGAGAUGCAAAUUUCCCCUGAUAAGCGUUACCGCGCGGCUUUCUUGAAGAAUCGUUUUGCUGAUACCAUCAUGAAAGCUCGAGAGAAGGCUCUAAUUAAGGGUGAAAAAGGGGAUCCUGAAAAAUUGAGGAUAGAAAGAGAGGAGUUUGAAAAACGGCUAAGGGAAGAAAAAGUACGGUUACAAGCCGAGGCCAAAGCAGCUGAGGAGGCUAGGAGAAAAGCCAAAGCAGAAGCCGCAGAAAAAGCGAGGAGGGAAAGAGAGCAAGAGAGAGAAGCUGCACGUCAAGCUUUACAAAAGAUGGAAAAGACAGUGGAGAUAAACGAGGGCAUACGGUUUAUGGAAGACCUCCAGAUGCUUAGAGCUACAGGUGUCGAGGGUGAUCAAUUACCAACUACCAUGGAAGUGAUGAGUCCCAAGUGUAGUGAGGAUAUAUUGGGUAGUUUCAAGAUGGAAAGCAACAGUAAUCCAUUAGAACAUCUAGGUCUGUAUAUGAAAAUGGAUGAGGAUGAGGAUGAAGAAGAAGAACCGCCACACUUUAGCCAAAGAGAAGUAAAAGACCAUCCCUUUGAUGGAAGUGAAAAACAGGAACACAGUCCUCACAGAGUAGAGGGAGAGGACCAACUCGUUAAUGGAAAUGAAGAGCCGGCGAGCCAAAAGGCACAUGAUAGUGGGAACCAAGAAGAUGAAAGACCCAUCAGCCCAAAUGAAAGAGAAAAACAACUGGAGAAUAUACCAGAGCAAGAAAGUGGAGUUGACAAGGAAGAGCAAGAAACUGAAGUUAUCGAGAUGAGAGAGCAAGAAAAGGAAGUUGUUGACAUGGGAGUGAAAGAAGUACGUCCCCUUGACAGAAGUGAAAGACGUACACUUAGUCCUCACAGAAAAGAGAGAGAGGACCAACUUGUUAGCGGAAAUGAAGAAUCGGUAAGCGAAAAGGCACAAGAUGAUGGGAACCAAAGAGAUGAAAACCCCAUCAAUCAAAGGGAGAGAGAAGAACAAGUGGAGAAUGUGCUAGAGAAAGAAAGUAGAGUUGAUGACAAGGAAGAGCAAGAAACUGAAGUUGUUGACAUUGGGGAGCAAGAACCUGAAGUUGUCGAAAUGGGAGAGCAAGAAAAUGACGUUGUUGACAAGGGAGUAGAAAAAGAAGUUGCCGUUGACAGAAGUGAAGGACAUACACUUAGUCCUCACAGAGAAGGGGGAGAAGACCAACUCGUUAGUGGAAAUGAAGAACUGGUAAGCCAAAAGACACAAGAUAAUGGGAACCAAGAAGAUGAAAAACCCAUCAAUCAAAUUGAAAGAGAAGAACAAGUGGCAAAUGUACCAGAGCAAGAAAGUAGAGUUACUGAAAAGGAAGAGCAAGAAAAUGAAGAUGUCAACAUGGGAGAGCCAAAAAGUGAAAUUGUUGACAAUGGGGAGGGAGUGCAAAGAACAGAAAUUGUGGAUAAUGGAGAGGGAGAAACUGAAGUUGUUGACAAUGGAGAGGGAGAAACUGAAGUUGUGGACCAGGGAGAGGAAGAAACAGAAGAUAUGGAAGUAGAAAUUGAUUGAAUUAAAUCUUUUUUCCGGGUCUUGUUAAAAGCAACAAGAAGAAAAGAAAAAGUGGGGGAUGAUUCUUAUUAUGCACAAAUUGUGAUGUGGCGUGAAAAAUGAUGGCUAAAGCAAGCAAAAGAAAGUCAAAUCCAGAGACAUCUAGAAGACAGAGAAUGAGUCUGUUUUUCAACCUGACUCUGUUGACAAUGAUCCUAAAUUGAUGAAGAACAAAAAGAGAAAAAAAAAAAAACAUUGUUGCUUAAAGAAAGAUGAUGUCGAAAAGCUGAGUUUGGCAUCAAAGCAGCAAAUUAUGAUAUUGUUGGAAUGUGCAAAGUUUUGUUUUUAAAACUUUUUUAGAAGUAAACUGUACAUGACAAGUUCGUGUUUUCCAUUGAAACGAGACUCAAAA
Arabidopsis lyrata subsp. lyrata is the source of this 3867-nucleotide messenger RNA. Its product is annotated as transcription factor GTE10. The record is from RefSeq and is a predicted model, not a curated record. The transcript has 11 exons. Gene Ontology annotation, molecular function: protein binding. Bases 267 to 3476 code for a protein of 1069 amino acids. Lineage: Eukaryota; Viridiplantae; Streptophyta; Magnoliopsida; Brassicales; Brassicaceae.